AUGGCUGAUGAUACACCGCACAAGGUGGUCCAUGUCACUGGAUUUGGCCCCUUUCCAGGCGUGCCCGUCAACCCCACCACGAGCCUGGCGGCUUCCCUCGCGAGCCAUCCUGAUGUGGCCAGCAGCUCGGUGGUGAGGACUGCCAUUGGCGGUGCAUCCGAUGCCAUUGCUGCGCUGGCAGCGGCGCAUGCGCUGGUUCCUGGAUCGGACGCUGCAGGAGACUCUGCGGGCGAGGCCGAGGCUGCGGGGGCGAUCGAGACCGGGACCGAGGUCGCACGGCGGACCACACUGCUGCUUCAUCUCGGCGUGGCGGCGUCGGCGACAGGAGUCCGGUUGGAGCAACGGGCAUACAACGAGGCAAGCUUCCGGGUUCCUGAUCAAGAUGGGGCGCAGCUGAGCGACGAGCCUAUCGACGAGGUGAUGCCGACCGAGUCCUGGCUGGAGACACUUCUGCCGCUCGAGCGCAUUGCCGCACUCAUGAGCGACGCACACCCUGACGUCCCGAUCGAGGUCUCAACAGAUGCUGGGCGAUAUUUGUGUAACUACCUGUACUACAAAUCGCUCCGCCUCGCGCACGGCUCGUCAAACUUGCACUCGCUCUUUGUCCACAUCCCCCCGCUCUCAGUCAUCGCGUUUGAGGCCCAAGCCGAGUUUCUCGCUGCCCUUGUCGACGCCCUUGUUGAUGCCAUGCCAUGAGCCCAAGCCCCACUCUCACCCCCCAUUUCCCUCCAUUCCCCCCAUCCCUACCACCAUCUGAACAUUUCUAUCCAUAUCCUC
Messenger RNA from Thecamonas trahens ATCC 50062, 777 nucleotides. Its product is annotated as pyrrolidone-carboxylate peptidase. The transcript has a single exon. Gene Ontology annotation, molecular function: pyroglutamyl-peptidase activity. Gene Ontology annotation, cellular component: cytosol. Gene Ontology annotation, biological process: proteolysis. The record is from RefSeq and is a predicted model, not a curated record. Lineage: Eukaryota; Apusomonadida; Apusomonadidae. Bases 1 to 696 code for a protein of 231 amino acids.